AUGCCAACCAUGGCCCACCUCCCACGGUUCAGGCGGGCCAAAAAGGAGCUGCCUGCUGGUCCCCCGCUAAUAACCAACGGUCUUGCUGGACCUAGCAGCAGCAACAACAACUCGACGACUGAUCCAACCGGAAAGAUCACCCCUCCACCUGGCGAUCUUCCUCUGCCGGUGCCCGAGUCGCCGCUGAGACCGUUUGGCGGGAAGCUCAGCCCUUUUAGUCGGGUUUUCCACCGGUCGCAGAAGCGGGCGCGCGAUUCGCCUCCCGCGUCGAUGCCGCAUUCACCUUUGGCGACUGCGCCGGUUGCUGGUUCGGUUGAUGGCAGGCCGGUGUCACCUUUGAGUUUGAAGAUGGAUACGAGUGGGCUACAGACGGCUGGGGAGAAUAAUGGGGAGAGUGGACAGCAGUUGCUGCAGGUACCACAACAACAACCACAACAACAACAACAGCAACAACUGAAGGAGAAGCCAUCAUCAUCAUCAUUAUCAUCAUCCUCAUUGUUGCGAGCACCAAAGCAGGUGAAGAUGCCCGCGUUUCUGGAAUCAAACGAGAUAGACAUCGAAUUCAAAUUCGGCGAACUAGUCUGGCUCGAAAGAAUGCGCAUCCAACAAGGCCUCGAAAACGAAAACUCGUCCAGCUUCUCCCCCGACUUCCGCUGGGCUCGCGUGAAAGGGCCCCAUCUCCGAAAACUGGACAGGUACAUGAACAUCCAACCCUGGCACAACCACCGGAUCAAGCUCCAGGUCCCAGAAGGAAAACUCGACUACGUCAACGCCUCCCCCAUCGUCCUGCACCCUUUCCCCAUCAGCGGCCGGCCGAGAGAACCAGACCGGUACAUCGCCAUGCAGGGUCCAAAGCAAAACUCGAUGGACCACGUCUGGAGGAUGGUGGUGGAACAGGUCGAAUCGCCGGGUGUGAUUGUCAUGUUGACCGAGACACACGAGGGGCACAUGGAGAAGUGUUUUCCUUACUUUCCACGGAGCCAGGAAGACCCCCCACUUGAGAUCAACGAGAGGGAUGAGUUUGGGGAUGGGUUCAGGGCGACGGUCCGGUGCGACGGGUUGGAGCCCACCCCGGCAGGGGACGCGAUUGAGCUACGCAAGCUGGUCAUUACAAUCCAUUCCCGCGGCGGUGGCGGCGGGGGACAAAACAGGAAGAAAUCCCGCUCUCCGGUUCGGCUUUUCACCAACGGACGGGAUAAAACUCCUGAACCGAGCUCUGCGGCGACGAGGGAAACGGAGAGGGAUGCGGAUAUGGACGUCAAGAUGAAGUCUCCUGGUGCUGCCACCUCGUCGUCUGGCACGCUCGAGGUUCCUGUUUUGGAGGAGGAUUAUGUCCCCUCACCUACUGAAUCGAGUGUGUCGAGUGGUGGUGGGGGGGGGGGGCCAGUGGAGGAAAAGAUUCUCUGGCACUUUCUCUAUAAAAAGUGGCCGGAUUUUGGCGUCCCGGCGAUGGAGGACUUGGACUCUUUUUUUACGCUGAUGGGCUUGUCGAGGGAGAAGAAUGCGGGGCCGCAUAAUCCGAGGAUUGUGCACUGCUCUGCUGGGGUGGGGAGGUCGGGGACGUUUAUCGCGCUGGAGCAUUUGAUGAGGGAGUUGGAGGCUGGGGUGUUGGAGCGGUGGGAUGAGAUGGUUGCUACUGCGAACAACUCGAGGCGCGGGUCGGUCAGUGAAAGAGGGGGGAAGAGGGAAGGGGGGGAGUGGGAUAGGGAUAGGGAUGGGGAGGGUGAGGGGAGCGAGGGGGGGAGUAGUGAGACUGGGGGGAUGGUGCUGGGGGAGGAUUUGAUUUUCGACACGGUGAAUCAGUUGAGGGAGCAAAGGAAGAUGAUGGUGCAGGCGGAGGGGCAGUAUCAGUUUAUUUAUGGGGUGCUGAGGAAGUUGUGGGUGGAGAGGUAUGGUGGUGGUGGUGGUGGUGGUGGUGGUGGAGAGGUUGUUGUUGGGUUGAGAGGGGGGGAGGGACAGGGACGAGAAGAGGAGGUGGAGGUGGAGGAGGUGAAAGAUGAUCAUAGGGAGGGGGAGCCGGCGAAGAAGAGGGUGGAGGUUGAGUUUGAGAAGAGUGAGGGGAGGGAUCCUUUUGCUUGA
Messenger RNA from Podospora pseudopauciseta, 2079 nucleotides. RefSeq lists its product as uncharacterized. The transcript is spliced from 2 exons. The record is from RefSeq and is a predicted model, not a curated record. Gene Ontology annotation, molecular function: protein tyrosine phosphatase activity. Gene Ontology annotation, biological process: protein dephosphorylation. Lineage: Eukaryota; Fungi; Ascomycota; Sordariomycetes; Sordariales; Podosporaceae. Bases 1 to 2079 code for a protein of 692 amino acids.